UUGAAAUGGCCAAGCGUCAUCAGAAAUUCAUUUGUAGUAUUUGUCAACAACAGGUUUCUUAUGUUGACUUACAGGGUGGGGUUCAUGGACAUCUACUUCAUUUCAUUUGAAAGGACAAUAAAAUACUAUUUUUGUUUGUUAUCGUGCCUGCUGUAAUUGGUAAGGAUGCAACCUCUAUUGAGAGAGUGAGACAGUUGAGAAUGUACUGAGGAAAUACCUUCUUCUGACUUACACUUCAGGCGGGAAGAGGAGGAGGAGCAGGAGGAGGAAGAUGAGCAGCAGCAGCCCGACCAAGCUCAAUGGACAGGAAGAAAUGGGACAUAGUCGCGCUGAAGAUAUCCCGUCCGAGGUUGACUUUCGUGUGGUGCUAAUCUUGCUGCCCCUCAUCUUUAAAGGGAAAGUGGACCACUUCAUUACAGUAGGACAGGCUGCCGGCGGGUGUAGCAGUCAGUGUGGAUGGAGCAACAGAGCCAGGAUGGACAUCUCUGUUCUGCCCAACAACAACCACCCGGAGAAGUUCCUGCAGCUGGACGUUGGGAUGCUGCCGGCCACACAUGGCAUGUUUCAGGUCGGGGCGGUUAUGUCCAGUCAGAGACACUGGCAGAACAGGGUCUACUCCCAGAGGGAGGAAAGGGUCAUCACUGAAAGCUGGUCUCCUCCAUCCCCACAGCGCUCUCCUGUGGUGUUUGUGGACAGAUACCUUGAGAAGCACAUCACUCCAGUCACUCUCAAGUCUAACAUUAAAAGGAACCCUCUGUACAUGGCCAUAAGAUCAGUGGAAGCAGAGGACGACAAGAAGCCCAAGCCUUGCUGGACUGUCAGGGAGAGGAGGAGAAGUCUCCUAAAGAGCUGGACUUUUGGCUCGAGGAUCUCUACACACCAGGAUUCGACUCUUUACUGAAGAAGACAGAAGCUGAACUCAAAAGAAAAAGACUUUGUAAAAUCCUUUCUUCAGUCCUUUUGUCUAUUUGUGCCAUUCUAAUUGUUAUCGUGGUACCUGUCAUGGUUCUAAAGAAGAAGAACUGACUGAUGAGGACUCUGCUAUUGUACAGUAAAACCUUUAGGACCUCUUCUUAAGUAGUGGUCAUAUUUAUAGUUCUGCUCUUAUUUUUUUAUUAGAAUGAGAAGUAGAAAACUGUCUGGAGCCUGGAGCAGUCAUGGUGGAUGUGUUUUGGCUCCACAGCUGGAACACACUCUCCAUGGACCAUGAAAUCCACAGCAAAGUUUAUGGUAACCUACCAAGUAGUUGCUAAAAUGUGUGGAAACACAGACAGAUGAUCAGCAGAGACAAAAGGUUGCAGUUGAUCUUUUAGACCUUAAAAAGGACAUCUUAUGAAAAAAUCACUUUUCCAGCUCUUCUACGCUAAUAUUUUUUUAAUUUGGGGUGUGUUCAAGCCCCCCGAGUGUUAAAAACCACAAACACCUCCAUUUUGCAUGAGCUGCUGCACCACACUCUCUCGUGGCUUGUCUUUAAAACAUGCUGUUCAGAUUCAAAGCCCCUUGUGACAUCACUAACAGGCUCAUGAACAUAUUCCAGAACCAGAACCACGUUUCGCUCUGACGUCAAACAUCAUUGACACAAUGACCAUGCAAGGUGCAGCUCUCACACUGAUUCUAAGCUCACCUACACACACACAUCUACACACCAACGUCUGAGGUUCAGUACCUUGCUAAAGGACCAUUUGACUGGACUGGGGCAGCCGGGAGUCCAUCAGUAACCCUUCGAUUACUAGAUAACCCUGAGCCACAGCAGUGGUUUCAAACUUUUAACCAAUGUGGA
This is a messenger RNA of Larimichthys crocea (large yellow croaker), 1780 nucleotides long. RefSeq names its product membrane integral NOTCH2 associated receptor 2 (gene minar2). NCBI's taxonomy places the organism in Eukaryota, Metazoa, Chordata, Actinopteri, Sciaenidae. Bases 272 to 901 code for a protein of 209 amino acids. The record is from RefSeq and is a predicted model, not a curated record. The transcript has 6 exons.